Messenger RNA from Neolamprologus brichardi, 1603 nucleotides. The record is from RefSeq and is a predicted model, not a curated record. NCBI's taxonomy places the organism in Eukaryota, Metazoa, Chordata, Actinopteri, Cichliformes, Cichlidae.
UCCACAGUCCCGUGUUUAGUGACUGAAAAGCUCCAAGCAUGAUUAAAUAAGAGCCCCUUUAAGGGACAAAACUGGACAUCCAAAGCCAGUAUUGACGGCCACCAUGAAGGCUUUGCUCACCUUCGUGACAUUUCUUGGCUUCUUCACCCCCGUGACUGCAAAGCCUAACGCCGGCUUGAAAACCUGGGGUCGCUUCAAUAAGCUGCCCUAUCCGGCAGACAAGGCUUUCCUCUAUGACACCUUCCCCAAGGACUUCAUAUGGGCGGUGGGCACGGCCGCGUACCAGGUGGAGGGCGCGUUCGAAAAGGACGGGAAGGGGCUCUCCAUUUGGGACACUUUUACGCGCGGCGGCACCCGAAUGAUCACCGGAGACGUGGGCAGCGACAGCUACCACAACAUCAACGCUGACAUCCGAGCCAUUAAACAGCUCGGGGUCAGCCACUACAGAUUUUCCCUGUCCUGGUCCAGGAUUUUUCCCAACGGUACCCGUGGCAGUUACAACGAAAUCGGCACCAACUACUACCGGACGCUCAUUAAGAAGCUGAAGGAGAUCCGCGUGGAGCCGGUGGUCACGCUCUACCACUGGGACCUGCCAGACCACCUGCAGCAGACCCUCGGCGGAUGGAGCAACCCGGAGCUCGUGGGAAUUUUCAAAGACUACGCCGAUUUCUGUUUCCAGGCUUUCGGGGAUGACGUAAAGUACUGGAUCACCAUCGAUAACCCCUUUGUGGUGGCGAGACACGGAUAUGGCACCGGAGUGGUGGCUCCCGGGAUAAAGAACGAUCCUGAUCUUCCAUUCCGGGUUGGACACAACCUGCUCAAGGCUCACGCAGCUGCUUGGCGUCUCUACGACCGCCACUACCGUCCACGACACCAUGGGAAACUGUCCAUGGCGCUGGCCUCUCACUGGAUCAAGCCCAGCCGCACUCGCCUGGAAAGCCUGAGAGAAUGUCAGUGCUCCCUGGACCACGUCCUGGGUUGGUUCGCCCGGCCACUGUUCAUAGAUGGGGACUACCCCCCCUGCAUGAAGUCAAGGCUGGGCUCACGUCUGCCCUCCUUCACGCCGGAAGAAAGUGAACAGGUGAAAGGAACAGCUGACUUUUUUGCCCUCUCUCACGGUGCGGCGCUGAGCUUCCAUCUGAUCAACGACAGCCUCAAGUUUGGGCAGCAGGAGGAUCUGGACCUGAGGAUGCUGCUCUACUGGGUCAACACGGAGUAUGACAACCCCCCCAUCUUUGUGGUGCAGAGUGGUUGGUACGUCCUCGGCAACACCAAGACAAAAGACCCAAAACACAUGUACUACCUCAAGAGGUUCAUCGCCGAGGCGCUAAAAUCAAUCGUCAUAGAUGGAGUGAACGUGAUUGGAUACACUGCCUGGUCUCUGAUGGACGGCUUUGAGUGGCACAGGGAAUACGGGAUACGACGGGGGCUUUACUAUGUGGACUUCAACACUCCUGACAUGAAGAGGGAGCCAAAGACAUCUGCCACCUUUUACAGAAACGUCAUCCAGAGCAACGGUUUCCCAGAACUUCCUGAGAACAGACCAGUACAAGGAGCCUUCCCCUGUGAUUUCGCCUGGGGUGUGUCAGCCAACUCAAUCCAG